CGCGCCUUGAAAUCUGCGUCCGUCAAUGGAGCGAGGCGCGUUGAAGCAUAUCGUCCUGCCUUCCGUGACAAGCACCAACCGCCCCAUAUUUGCUGGCUUAUCAGGCUGACGAGUCGGUGUACUUUCCUCCACCUUGCAUCGUCCGCGAUAUAAACCGAGUCAGGCGAACGCGUGCGGUUGACUUCUGGAGGAUACCACCGGCCUUACAUUGCGCCGCGCCUUUUAAGUGGUACCGUUCAUUCCGAAGCCCACACGCUCACGCACUCCGUCCAUCGGUGUUAACGCGUCUUUACUCGCGUCGUCAUGUUUCGCUGACGAACCGACAAGAAGGGCUUCGCUGUCUUUUCACGCCUCGAUAGUCGCGCGACGUGAGUGUUGUUAGGACCUUCUUUCUUCGAGCGACAGCUGCGAAGACCUUCGAUGCUCGCCCAAGGGGCGUCGCGUUGAUUGAGUGGUGUUGCGUGCGACUUUCCUGUGAGACACGAAACGGUGAAACAAAACGAUUACUGAAUCAACGAUUACGAGGGGAAAGUUUCUUUCGGAGCGAUACGCGAAGGUCGACGCGUGCUGGAUGAACCCUCGACCGCCGGUGCGUCAAACGUCGGGAGGUAGUAGAUUGUGAAGAGAGGGAGUGCGACGUACAGUUCUUUCGAACAUGAGGCUGCAACUCGUGCUGGUUUGUGUGCUGCUACGCUUCACGGUUCAGUGCGUGCGAGCGCAGCAAGACGGGACAAAUGUCACCGAAAAGGAGGGCGGUAGUGAGAACGCCGGCGACGAAUUGGACUACCUGCCGUUGCUACGAAAUGCCCUAGCCGGUGGCUUCGCCAACAUGCCAGUCGCUCUGAGGAGAAAGCUCUUGAGUGCGGACGUCACGCCCGAGUGCAACGCGGGCCUGCUACGUACCAUGCGGGCCUUUCAGAACCUGGAACCUUGGGCGCUAAGACUGCUGGACGCGUCCGGCAAGUUCCCCACAGGCCUGCUGCAGGGUUCUCGCGUUGACUUGGGUGCCUUCGACGAGUGCCUCGAGACGGAGGUGUUCGACAGCUACGGUGACGUAAUCACACGAGGCCAGUACUGCAACCUUCUCGUGUACAUCGAGAACUCCACGGCAGUAGAGGGAAAGAUCGACAGCUUUUCCAGCGUCCUCCAUCCUAAACUUAAAUAUUUCAAGAACUACUUCUCCGUCGAAGAGCUUCCCGUUGUUCGCAUUGCGAUGUGCUUCGUAGAGGAAUGCACCCAGCGGGAUCUGCAAGCUCUGGUCGACGCAGUCAAGCCUCGACUGGUGCGCCUUGAGGUGUCUAAUUGCGUGACUGCCCAGGUGGAACCAUGGAGUAAUGCGGAAAUCGGAAUCAUGAUGUUUCUGUGUAUUCUCCUAGUCAUCAUCUUGGCCGCCACAUUUACAGACCGUGUGAUGAAGCUCAAGCCAAAACUCAUAGAGAAACAUGGUGCGCUUAGUGAGCUCACCAAGGGUUUUUCGGUGACGUCCAAUACACGUAUGUUGCUCCGUGUGGCCGACAAGUCAAACACUGAGCACUACUCCCUACAGUUCCUGCACGGCAUGAGGUUCUUCUGCAUAGUUCACAUAGUCCUCUGUCACAGCGGUCAAACAUUGUCGGACAAUUGGUCACGUUACCUGAAUUUGCUCAUCGCAUCUGACGAAUGGUCAUUCAUGAUUUUUAGUGCUGGAUUCAGCAGCGUCGGGACGUUCUUUUUUCUUAGUGGCUUUUUCCUAUCCCUCACGGUCAGGAGGCAAACAAGAAGCGGCCCGGUUGUUUUCAUCAUCGGCGUGAUUCGACGGUUUAUCAGGACUGCCAUCCCACUGUUCUUCAUCAUCAUGUGCUUACACUUGAUGCCGCGCUUCGUCUUCGGACCGGAUACCAAGUCUUUCUUUCACAAGCUCCACGAAGAUGUCGCCCAUCACUGGUGGCACCUGCUCCUCAUGAUCAGAAAUUUCGUCGAGAUUACUGCUUGGGAUGUGCUUCCUCAUGUUUGGUACCUGUCCACGGAUUUCCAGCUUUUUACGAUAUCUCUUGUGGUACUACUAGCCUUCAAAAGUCGGAAAAUGCUUGCCGUGGGCGCAUUCCUUCUGCUGUCUCUGUUGGGCUGCGCUAUUGGAACUUGGGCAGUCGCCGGUUCUGACUUGCUGCCUUUCAUGAUUUUUCCUGGACCAAUUUUACAGGUCAUGUCCAAAACUGUCAACGAAUACUACAUGAGGCCGUACUACCAUGCUGUGUGCUACUUCGGCGGAUGCAUAGCAUACCUCCUCAUAGAAGACUUCAGGCAGCGAAAAAUUAACAAGACUGUUCAGGUGAUAGGCUGGUGUAUGUCGAUAACCUGCGCCCUGCUAUGCGUAUUCGUGAAGCUAGCCUGGUACAGAAGCCCGAAUCCAACGUCGGAAGCAGUAAAGCUGCUUGCAGCAUUUCUUGAUCGAAUGCUUUGGGCACUGUCGCUCACUUGGAUCACGUUGGCAUGCUCUUCUGGACGAGGCGGGUUCGUAAGCAAGUUCCUGUCGUGGAAUGCAUUUGUACCGCUGAGCAAGCUCUCUUUUGGAGUUUACCUGAUACACUUGCCUUUCAUCGAGCUUUACCUCCAUGCUUCGAGGGAGCGGAUAUUCUGGUCAAAAUUUAACAUGUUCACGUUAUUAUUUGCAUUUAUUGUGUGGUGCUACCUGCUGGCCUAUCUGGCAUUCCUGGCGUGCGAAGCUCCGACGGGUGCUCUGGACAAGUUCAUUUUCACUAGACUCAUCGGAGGAGGCGGAAAUGCCAGGAAGCAGGAACAUCGAACGCAACAAAAUGGCGGCGACGUGAAGCCGCAAAUCAAGAUUGACGACAGUGUGUUUUCGCGUUGUUAAGGUAGCAGCCAACUGAAAGGUGCGGGAGCCGUCCGGCUUUCUUGUGGCGUCGACUGUGGACUUUCGGAACGCUCAGUGGAAGCAUCUCAUGGCAGAGGAAGUGCAUCUGUGUUGUAGACAAUACCGCCUAGUGAAUGCAGUGAUGAUGUACUUUUUUUUCGUAAACGAGACAGCUGUUUACAGUCA
Messenger RNA from Rhipicephalus sanguineus (brown dog tick), 3037 nucleotides. RefSeq names its product nose resistant to fluoxetine protein 6. Lineage: Eukaryota; Metazoa; Arthropoda; Arachnida; Ixodida; Ixodidae. The transcript is spliced from 15 exons. Bases 656 to 2851 code for a protein of 731 amino acids. Gene Ontology annotation, molecular function: acyltransferase activity, transferring groups other than amino-acyl groups. The record is from RefSeq and is a predicted model, not a curated record.